AUGUCGCUGAGCAAGACCCUCGAGCUGGAGCACUUUGAGGAACGAGCCAAGGUUCGCCGGGGACGCUCCACCCGGACCAAGAGAGAUGAGUCCACAAGCAGCGCUGGUGGUGGGGGGUCCGGCCCCAGCUCCAGGGGCAGCAGCCUGGUUCCUAGCCCCGCCCACAGCGCCAACUGCAGCUACUACCGGACCCGAACCCUGCAGGCGCUCACCUCGGAGAAAAGGGCCAAAAAGGUCCGGUUCUACCGCAACGGAGACCGGUACUUCAAGGGUCUGGUGUACGCCGUGUCCAGCGAUCGGUUCCGCUCGUACGACGCACUGCUGAUGGAGCUGACGCGCUCAUUGGCCGAUAACCUGCAUUUGCCACAAGGGGUUCGCGCAAUCUACACGAUAGACGGAAGCAAGAAGAUCACCAGUAUGGACGAGCUGGUGGAAGGCGAGUGCUACAUCUGUGCCUCCAACGAGCCGUACCGUAAGGUCGACUACAACAAGAUCUCCGUCCCAAACUGGAAGCCCGGAGCCGCGGCCGGCGCAGCCAGCUCCACCCGCUCCACCACGGUGUCCACCGGUGUGUCAGCGAGCGCCGCCGCCGCCACCGCCACCGUCCCCAGAGAGCGCCCUGAGGGUCGAGAGGGCCGGGAGAGCAAGGACUUCAUCAAGCCCAAGCUGGUGACGGUGAUCCGCAGCGGCGUGAAGCCCCGCAAGGCGGUGAGGGUCCUGCUGAACAAGAAGACGGCCCACUCCUUCGAACAGGUGCUGGCCGACAUCACCGAGGCCAUCAAGCUGGACUCUGGGGCCGUGAAGAGGUUGUACACGCUGGACGGAAAACAGCUGACCUGUCUGCAGGAUUUCUUUGGAGAUGACGACGUGUUCAUGGCGUGCGGCCCGGAGAAGUUCCGUUACGCUCAGGACGACUUUGUGCUCACACACACCACCAAGACGCAGACGUUUGUUAAUGAAUGCCGAGUCAAAGCGUCUCGCCCUGCUGUUCCUCAGAAAGCUGCCCCCCCCAAGACUCCCAGCAGCUCCGGGUUCUCCUCGUCGAGGACCAGAACCAAGUCUCCCGGUUCAGCCAAUGAGCCCUCAGGGAAGUCCUCCAGGUCCAGCCCCUCCCCCACCAGUCCCGGGACUCAGCGCAGCCUCAAGAUCUCUGCUCGUCGAUCGUCCUCCACUGACGUCAACGGAGAGUCCGAGCAGCCGGAGGACGACAUUGUCGAGGUUAACGGGAAUCGAACGGUUUCUUCCUCCAACAUCAACGACAAAUACAAAGUCGGGAAAGUGAUCGGAGAUGGAAACUUCGCUGUGGUGAAGGAUUGUGUGGAGAGGUCGACGGGAAAGGAAUACGCCCUGAAGAUCAUCGACAAGGCUCGAUGCUGUGGGAAGGAGCACCUGAUAGAGAACGAGGUGGCGGUCCUGCGGCGGGUUCGACAUCCGAGCAUCAUCGAGUUGAUCGAGGUGGAGGAAACGCCGUCUCAGCUGUUCCUCGUCAUGGAGCUCGUCAAGGGCGGCGACCUGUUCGACGCCAUCACCUCCUCCACGAAGUACAGCGAGCGGGACGCCAGCGCCAUGGUCUUCAACCUGGCCGGAGCCGUCAAGUACCUGCACCGCAUGAACAUCGUCCACCGCGACAUCAAGCCGGAGAACCUGCUGGUGUGUGAGUAUCCAGACGGCACCAAGUCCCUGAAGCUGGGGGACUUUGGCUUGGCGACGGUGGUGGAGGGGCCGCUCUACACCGUCUGUGGGACGCCGACGUACGUGGCCCCGGAGAUCAUCGCAGAGACCGGUUAUGGUCUCAAAGUCGACAUCUGGGCGGCUGGAGUCAUCACCUACAUCCUGUUGUGUGGGUUCCCUCCAUUCCGAAGUGAGAACAACGUGCAGGAGGAGCUGUUCGAUCAGAUCCUCAGAGGGAAGCUGGAGUUCCCGUCUCCGGACUGGGACGCCAUCAGUCUGCCUGCGAAGAUGCUGAUUAGUCAGAUGCUGCAGGUGAACGUAGACACUCGUUUCACUGCAGAGGAAGUUUUGUUACACUGCUGGGUGACGGACGAAGCUCCGGUCGAUUCCAACGCUGUGAGCAGCACUGAAGACCAGACCAGUGAGGACGCACUGGAACCAGAGCAGGAGUUACCGAUUCUGGAAUCCAAACAAGUUCCUUCACCCAUGGUCUAA
This is a messenger RNA of Limanda limanda (common dab), 2166 nucleotides long. RefSeq names its product serine/threonine-protein kinase DCLK2-like. The record is from RefSeq and is a predicted model, not a curated record. The transcript has 15 exons. Gene Ontology annotation, cellular component: microtubule cytoskeleton. Gene Ontology annotation, biological process: intracellular signal transduction; protein phosphorylation. The coding region runs from base 1 to 2166 and encodes 721 amino acids. Gene Ontology annotation, molecular function: protein kinase activity; ATP binding. NCBI's taxonomy places the organism in Eukaryota, Metazoa, Chordata, Actinopteri, Pleuronectiformes, Pleuronectidae.